AUGGCGGUCGCCAACCUGCGGACGUACCUCCAGGGCCCCACCGUCCCACCACCGCAACCAUCGGCCGCCGCCAUCGCGACCGCUGCCACCCUCCCGACACCACCGCCGGCCUCCACCGGCUACCCGCAGGGGGUGCCGAUAACUCAAACUCGGUUCCCACCCUCGUCGUCGCAGCGCCCGGCGUGGCUCGACGCGCCCGUCUUCAGCACGGCGCCCACCCAACCCACGCACUACACCACCGGGCCGCCCGCUGCACAGCCGCCUCAUUUCUCCAAACUGGAGUUCGCCACAUACGACGGCACUGUCGACCCCCUAAACUGGCUAAACCAGUGCGACCAGUUUUUCCGAGGCCAGCGGACACUGGCGUCCGACCGCACCUGGAUCGCCUCCUACCACCUCCGUGGAGCCGCACAGACGUGGUACUACGCCCCCGAGCAGGACACGGGCGGGAUUCCUCCGUGGGAGCGCUUCCACGACCUCUGCCUCCUCCGUUUCGGCCCACCGAUCCGCGGGAGCCGGCUGGCCGAGCUCGGCCGCCUCCCCUUCACCUCCUCGGUGCAGGACUUCGCCGAUCGCUUCCAGACAUUGGCAUGCCAUGCGCCCGGCGUCACGGCUCGCCAACGCGCCAACCUAUUCGUCGGCGGCCUGCCAGACCACAUCCGCGUCGACGUGGAGAUGCGUGAGCCACCGGACUUGCAGACGGCCACCGAGAUCGCUGCUUCGACGCUCUCCGAGGCCGGUGUCACAACCUACGGGCCGGUCGACGCUACCUCCUUCGUCGUCUCCCUCCACGCGCUGGCAGGCAUCAAGACGCCGAAGACCAUGCUGCUCCCGGUGACUAUCAACGGGGAGUGCCUCACCGCGCUCGUCGACAUGGGCUCGACCCAUAACUUCCUGUCCGGGGCCACCAUGCGCCGCCUCCACUAG
Lolium rigidum is the source of this 927-nucleotide messenger RNA. RefSeq lists its product as uncharacterized. The transcript has 3 exons. NCBI's taxonomy places the organism in Eukaryota, Viridiplantae, Streptophyta, Magnoliopsida, Poales, Poaceae. The record is from RefSeq and is a predicted model, not a curated record. Bases 1 to 927 code for a protein of 308 amino acids.